This is a messenger RNA of Alternaria rosae, 1158 nucleotides long. RefSeq lists its product as uncharacterized. The record is from RefSeq and is a predicted model, not a curated record. The coding region runs from base 1 to 1158 and encodes 385 amino acids. The transcript has a single exon. Lineage: Eukaryota; Fungi; Ascomycota; Dothideomycetes; Pleosporales; Pleosporaceae.
AUGCGGCUCAAGACGCUCAAUGGGGCGCCGUUGCGCGAACAGCUAGAGUUCAACGAUGACACACUUUUAGCAGUUAAGGAUUGCCAUCUUUUUGAUGCAGCAACAGGUAUUUCUACACCCGCGAAUAGAUCUACGCCAUCCUUGAAGUGGCGCGGGCUGCCUUUCCAGAACCCUCGGCUUCAAACUGGAUGGUCGCAACCUUUUCUUCCAGGGAGCGUUCUAGGUCGAGACAUGUCAGAUGUUUCGCUACCCGAUGUGAUUCGGUAUACAUCGUUCUUGCAGGAAGACACGACCCACCUUGACACGUCUAUCGCCUUCAAAGACCCGUCAAUCGCCACGCCUGGCUAUCUUGAGCAUUCGCUCAUCUUCCACGACACGCUACUGUCGUCUCAGGUCCUACCAGAUGGUAUGACGGAUAAGAGCGUCAGCUCCUCGUCCUUCUUGACUACUUCUUUCGGGACUACUGCAUCGGAGUUUAGUAGCCCAAGCAAAGUCGAUGAGCAUACACUACUUGUCAAAGUCCCGCCCAAGAUGACUGUCACACCGCUUGGAUUACUACCUAACGCACAGCGUUUACGAGCGAUCUACCCUCAAACUCCAACACCAAACUUCCUAUGCGUUGUGACAGCGACACCCGAACAGAAAGAAGUCUUCGUUCGGAAGGGCGGAUACAAGAUGAAUUUAUGGGAGAUCAUCGUUGCGGAUGAUACCCGUUCAGCCUUCAAGGUCACUUUCUGGCUGCGUCCACCCCGGGAGUCCAACAACGACCAGAAUAAUGUUCAAAACAAACUACUGCAAACACUAGAGAGCAUCAAAGUUGGCGACAUUCUGCUCCUAAAGAACAUUGCCUUGACGUCGUUCGGUGACACCGUCUUUGGCCAAUCUCUGAAUCCAGCCAUCACGCGUGCACGAACAAGUAUCGAUGUCUUGACGAGAAGCAAUGGUAUCUCAGCUGCUGAGUUGGGUGGGCUCCCGGUGCCAGUAGUCGAAGUUUUCAAGAGAGUCAAAAAGUGGGCAAGACUGCACAUCGCAUCUGAUGGUGCAGCUUCAAGAAAGAGAAAAGGAAGCAAGACGAAACAAGACAAGGACACGAAACGCACUUUCACAGCGCGUGAUGUCGAUGACUCCAUGCCUCCCGACACUAUGGAAAGUGUAUGA